This is a messenger RNA of Chelmon rostratus (copperband butterflyfish), 5662 nucleotides long. It is a transcript of the gene map7d3, whose product is annotated as MAP7 domain containing 3. The transcript is spliced from 20 exons. The record is from RefSeq and is a predicted model, not a curated record. Gene Ontology annotation, cellular component: microtubule cytoskeleton. The coding region runs from base 87 to 2612 and encodes 841 amino acids. Lineage: Eukaryota; Metazoa; Chordata; Actinopteri; Chaetodontiformes; Chaetodontidae. Gene Ontology annotation, biological process: microtubule cytoskeleton organization.
CGUCCCCGUGGUGUCCGAGUCCUACCGGCUGCGAUGUGUUACGCGCCCCUGCUUCAGAAAAAACAGAGAAGGAAAACUUCAUAGAAAUGGCGGAGGGUGCUACGACUCUCAAAGGCUUGCGAGCCCAAAUGGCUGCAGCUGCACAGGCACAGGCCGAGGAACGGCGUAGCCUGGCAGGGAAUAGUCCAGGACCUACAACCAACACAUCAGCUAAACCUCAGGGGUGUAAGCCAGUCAUUGACGGGGCCGCACUUAGAAUAGACGACCGUCUGCGAGUGGCAAAAGAGAGGCGAGAAGAGGCAGACAAACAACAGGCUUUGCGAGAGUCUCAGAUUAUGGAACGGGAGCGCAAGGCCAAGCUGCAAGUGGAGCGUCAGAUGGAGGAGCGUCAGAAAAAGGUUGAGGAACAGCGAAAAAAGGAGGAGCAGAAACGACUGGCUGUGGAGGAGAAGAGGAAGCAGAAACAGGAAGAGGAAAAGGAGCACUACGAGGCAGUAAUGCGGCGGACAUUGGAGCGCAGUCAGCGUGUAGAGCAGAGGCAAAAACGAUGGUCCUGGGGAGGACUGUCCACAGACUCAGAUGGACGAACAGGAGACUCUGAUGCCAGCGCCUCAUCUCCAGUAACAAUAGUUAUCUCCCCUGCCUCACCAGAAAAGCCACCAAGGAGUCGACAAGUGGACAAGCGCUCCACAUCCACUAUGAACCUGAAACAGCCGUCUGAGGCUGGCAUCAGCAAACGCCUAUCCUCCUCCUCUGCCACCCUCAUCAAAUCUCCUGACAAAAGGGUUAAGCCGAGGAGUUCGUCUUGUAACCGGUUGCCUAGCAGUGACAAUGCUGCUCAGGCCAGUAAGGAAGACGGCAAAAAGCUUCAGGUGGAACAGACAGGCCGUUCCAUGAAGACAAGAAGUUCCUCCCUCACACGAGUAAGUGUGGGCAGAGCACAGACCCCUGCCAAGCCUGAUAAGGGGACAACAGAUGAUCAAGCUCGCAGGCCACCGGUCAGCACAGUGGAUGGAGGGGUCCUUAGUCGCCUGCUCACUCCCACCCAGGCCUCACUAGCUAGGAGCAAGAGCGCCGCCGCCCUGUCAGCUGAAGGAACAGAUGCUCCAGAGUGUCACCUGUGUCCUCGCUCAGCCUCUGCCAGUCCCCUGCACCCACCGCGUGGACCCUUACGCAGCCGCAGCAUUGACCGGCAGAAGAGCGGCAUGACCACCUCUGUGUCGGCUGACGGAGCCCUCGACCCUUCAAUGAAGGACAAGCAGUCAGCAUCGCCUGGAGGGCAACGUCCCGCCUCCCCUUCUACUACCCUGGGACGUAACCGUUCACCAUCCCCAGCCCCCAAGCCGGCUCCGAAGAGGACCCCCUCCCCGGCAGCAGCCAAGCAAAAUUCAAAGACACGCCCACCCUCACCUGGUGCAAUGAAACAACGUCCCCCAUCCCCCCAGCCGACGUCAGCGAAGCCUCCACCAAUCCAGAAACCAGCUCUCACUCCAACUGGGCCCCCCACUUUGCGAAAGAGGGACUCUAAGUCCAAGGACCUGUGUCCUGUCCAGGCUGUCUCCCCACAGUCCUCUGACUCCAGCAAGACCAAAGACAAAGAUUCCUCGACGGGCACCAGCUCAGCUGCUGAGGCCGCCAAGAUCCUGGCGGAGAACCGCAGACUGAUGCGAGAGCAGAAAGAGAGAGAGGAGCAGCUCAAGUUACAGAGGGAGGAAGAGGAGAAGUUGAGAAAGGAAGAAGAGAAGCGUUUAGCAGAGGAGGCGCGACUGAAACGCCUGGAGGAGGAGAAGAAGCUUGCAGAGGAGAGGAAAAUAAAAGAAGAGGAAGAGGCCCGCCUAGCGGAGGAGGAGCGUGUGAGACUGGCAGAAGAGGAGGCCGUGAGACAGGCCGAGCUCCAGAAGGAACGGGAGGAGGCUGAGGCCAAGGCCCAGGAGGAGGCGGAGAGGGUCCGUCAGGAGCGAGACCGCAUCAUGCAGCAGAACCAGCAAGAACGGAUGGAGAGGAAGAAGAGAAUUGAGGAGAUAAUGAAGAGAACAAGAAAAGGGGACCAAAAUGACUUGAAGAGAGAUGCAGGUGAUGAUGAUAAGUGCUCACAGGAGAAUGAAGAGGAGGGAGUGGACCAGAUGAACUCUGAAACCCUGAGCCAGAUGGACGACAUGACCAUGGAGGCUGACGCAGAUUCAUGCGGUCUGUCCUCUGGCGAGCCUGUGGAACAGCGAAAGGAUCCCCUGGGCAGUGUGAAUGGAAAACCAGAGACAGAUGACAAGGAGAAUAACAAUGGCAUAAGCACAGAUGAAACUCAGGCAGUGAGUCCAGUCCCAAAGGGCCGCCUCGUCGAGGGCUCGGAGUUCCUGAAUGAGCAGGACUCUGCCAAGGUGGGUUUGGUCUCGAGUCUCAACGGUAAAUCCAACCAGUGGAGCUUUGAGGAACUCAUUGACCUCAACGUCCACGCCAAGACUCGGCCCCUCAUCGAGGCGGAGGACUGUAACCAGGUCUUGAUUAACUGUGACGGGAGCUCAGAUGGGACCAGGGUAGCCUUCGAGGACAAGGGAACCCCCGUCAACACCCUGCAUUCCUCUAAUCAGCCCAUAGAAGCCCUCUCAGAAAUCUGAUGCUGCAGCCGUCGCUGAGAAGCCUCUUACUGUUGCACUCAUAAAGUUCCUGUCCCGCUGAGCUCCUUUAAAAAAAAAAAAAAAGUCCUCAAUUAGUUCUGAACAGCUUCCUCCUCUUUCUCCUCCUCCUCUUCUUGAGGGAGGAGCACAAGGUAAAGUGGAAAGACCACCCAAGUGCUACAUUUGCACCCUAAAUGAUGUGGAAACAUAUAUUAAAAUUAUAUAUAUAUUAAAAAAUUAUUACUUUACACUUCAGGGAAAUUCCAUAUAUUCCUUCAAUGCGCUCACUUCAGGUCUCUUUCCUCUUCCUCUUGUGUUUAGUUCCUCUCCAUCAUUUUUUUUCUAUGUUAUGUUCAAUUUUGAUGAUGUUUUUUAAGAGUUUUGUCUUCGUCAGGGUUGCAUUGUUGUAAUUUAUUAAUUUUGGCUUCUUUGUUAUUGUAAUUAUUGUUAUCAUAAGUGUAGUCUUUUUUUCUCUUGUGUGAGAAUAUUCCAGGACACAUGCACAUGACGCUGUGUGAAUUAGACAUGAGGUUAAUAUCAUGACUUGAAGGAUGGUUAAUACAUUCUGUUGUGUUGGAGGUUGGGUGGGGACAGCAUACCAGGUUUUCGCAUGUGAUUCAUCUUAAGUUACUUGACCGGCUGCUUUUGGCAGCAUCCAGCAGAUAUGGCCUUACCAUUUUUUCCCAACGUUGAAUUUUUAAGUGUGAAUAUACUAAAACGCUUGUUCUGAGGCUCAUACACACACAGUUUAGCAAUCGUCCGUCAUGUGCUUAGACUUCAGAGUGGUUCCAGUGUUCAUACUUCACAGAUCUCUGUUCCUUCAGGCCCAAUAUCCAUGCAUAACACACACACACACACACACACACACACACACACACACACACACACUUGUCUCCCAGCUUCUCUCAACGUGUGUUUCCUUCUUUGGCCACUAGAGGGCCUCAGGAGCACAAUGCUGACGAGUUACACUUGAAGCUGAUGAGUGUUGAGGUUCAUGACAACACUGUAGUGAAUUCAUAUGUUGUUCAGUGAAGUUUCAGCAGUUUGUUGGUUUAGGGCUUAUGGUCCAUGUAUGUUUUGUUGUUUUUUACAUUUGUAUAUAGAAUUUGAGUUUACUAACAACAACGUCCUAAUUUCCAUGAGAAUCUCAUCCGGUUUUAGUCUCAUUAAGCGACGACUCAACCGACUGCAACCAUAACUAUAACUUACUAAGUUGGCACACAGGUGAAGUCCAUUACUUUCAUUCAUAGCUGCUUCUGAGCUUCUUAAGGCAGUUUGUGUUUGUUGCAGAGUUCACCUUUGCUGAAACUAAAAAAAAUGAUUUUUCAUUUAUCUGGUGUUAACUCGAGCUUAACCAGCACAUCCACGUGCACGUCUCCAUCCAUCCGUCUGUCGGUGCAGCUUUCAUUGGUUACAUUUGUUUCCCACUAACGUUCUCUGAGGAUUCCCAACACACUAGCUGCUACACCUGACAAAAUGCAUUUCAGCUAUUUUUUAUAAUAUAAAAUCUGGCUGUUUGUUUAUAUAUGAAAAUACAUUUCUACAUAUAUUUAAGUGUUAUUGUAUUGUGUAUAUAAUCAGUAUUAGGCAAAUGAAGCCAUGUUCAGGACGGGGUGGCGUCAGGAUGUGGAUAAUUGAAGUCUCUGUGUAUGUGACUGUGCUAUAUAAGUUUGGUUUCUGUCGGACUCGUGCCCUGUGACAUGGUAGUCAGGUUACAUUCGGGCAGCCUGGAAACCCAACAUUUGCAUAGAGUCCUCUUCCUCAAGAGCUCUGCAAAACAAGGGGCCAAGCGGGGACCCACUAUAUGUUUCUCAAAAUAUGAUGUGUGUAUUUGUGUGUAUGUUUGAGGGCUUUUAGCCUCUUAUCCCCAAGCCCUGAUUCUGAUUUACUGCCUCACAGAGACUUAACAGGAGGACAUUUUGGUGGCGAGCAGAGUUGUGACAUGUUUGACCCAUGAUGAGAGUCAUGGCUGUGCCUCUGUAUGAUGCUUUUAAUGACAUCAGAAUAUGUUUUAUAUUAUGUCAAAGGAUGUGGAGAUGUUGUUGGAUAGUUAUGGAAGGCAUAUCAGCUCAGGUCGCCGCUAUUCUACUUUGUAGUUUGAGGCACCAGGCAAAAUAUGACGUGGGUCAGCGUGUUUUCCAUAUUGUUUUCUGUCUCUUCUGGAUCUCUCGUGGGUUCUAUCAAAAUCUUGAAGUUCCCUAUGCUUGAAAAGUGCUAGCAUGACAUUUUGGGACCUUGAUUUUUGCCUUUUUCUCUGCUGGCUUUCAUACCCUCUUGCUAACUAAAAUCUCUUUGAACAUAAAGACUAGAAGCUUUAGAUGUCAGCUUUGAUCAAUAAGCUCAAAGAAUGUAAUAGACUCCAGAAACCGUCCUUCAUUAUUUACAGUGUCUCUCAGAGCUGCCCGCUUUUAGCUUUCAUCCAUUAUUCAUCUAGAAAACAUGAGACUGUCUGCACUGUCACAGAUUACUUGCUAUGUUUAAAGGAUGGUUACCGAGGAGUAGCUUUACUGUACAGACUUGUAGGAGAGUUGUGUGAAAAUCUGGAAGUCACAAUCAUUUGUCUGUGGUUUGUUCCUUCCCAGAUGUUUUAGAAGUCUCACUCAUAACCCAACACUUGCCUAAAACCCAAACUCCCCCCAAAACCUUUCCUCCUCCCCUCUCCGCUCAUGAGUAGCACCUGUUGGGGGGCUGUUGUAGCUGCUGCUUGAACAGAUACUGUAUCUAUUCCAGGUCCUGCUGCAUCUUUGAGGGCUCGAGUACAGAGCCGACUGCUCUUAGUCCUCAACGUUGUCUAUAAUAAUAGGAUAGAACGGUGCCUUAGAUUGAGAUUUAGUAUUUUUAUUGUAUCACAUUUAAGUAAGAAAGCUCGUCCUUACCUCGGCCUCGACAAUCAGUCUACCCAACCAGGGCAACUUUAUGAAUAUGAAUAUUUCUCUGGAAGAUUUACCAACCUAACAAUGUCCUGUCCACAAUAAGAUUUGUACUGUAAAUAUAUCUAAAGUGUACUGAGAUGAUACGAACUGUUAAAACAAUAAAGUCUUGCAAAAAUG